UGAAAUGAACUAAAGCCUGUUCUGAAACCUCCACAGCUGCCCUUCUCACCCUGCCAGGCUGCAGAAUGAUGCCCACGUCUCGCUCCAGCUCAUCCCAGCCUCCAAUGGGACAGGGAAGAGAAACGGUCACAGUGGAGCUAGCUCGGGGGCCGGUGACCUUCGAGGAGGUGGCUGUGUAUUUCACCAGGGAAGAGUGGGCUCUGCUGGACCCCACUCAGAGAGCUCUCUACAGAGACGUCAUGCAGGAGAACUGUCAGAAUGUGACCUCACUGGGGCUUCCAGUUUCCAAACCCUAUGUGAUCUCCCAGCUGGAAGGAGGGGAAGAGCCGUGGGUCCUGGAUCUCCAGGGUUCAGAGGAAAGCGAGAUCCUGAGAAGUCCCUGCACAAGUGAGGAAACAUUAAACCAACCCAGACACUCAGGUGAUGGGGUGGUGAGGGAGAACAAGGAGCAGAAUCCUCACCGGGAAGAUGCUGAGCUAGUAGAACCGCAUGGAGCAUUACUGCAAAGAUCCAAAGGGAAUGUGUCCAGGCACCAUGAGCUGGGAAAAGCUGGUGAAAGUUACCACAGACCAGAGAGAGAGCAGGGAAACCAGUCAGAGGAGAAAGUGGAUGAACCCAUUAAUUAUCAGGAAACUCACAAGGACCUCAAGGAAACUACAUCCCAGGAGAAAAUCCUCAUGGAAAAGAGAGAGUAUAUAUGCAGUGAGUGUGGGAAAAACUUCAAUUACCGCUCAGCCCUUAUUCGACAUGAAAUAAUCCACACGAAAGAGAGACCCUAUGAAUGCUGUGAGUGUGGGAAAAGCUUCAAUCAUACCUCAGCCCUUAUUAGACAUCAGCGAAUACACAGAGGAGACAGACCCUAUGAAUGCUGUGAGUGCGGGAAAAGCUUCACUCAGAGCUCAGACCUUUCUACCCAUCAGAGAAUCCAUACGGGGGAGAGACCCUAUGAAUGCAGUGAGUGCGGGAAAAGCUUCAACCAUAGCUCAGCCCUUCUCUCUCAUCAGAGAAUCCACACAGGAGAGCGACCCUACAAAUGCUGCGAGUGCGGGAAAAGCUUCACUCAGAGAUCAGCCCUUAUCUCUCAUCAGAGAAUCCACACGGGAGAGCGGCCCUAUGAAUGCUGUGAGUGUGGGAAAAGCUUCACUCGAAGUUCAAACCUUACUACGCAUCAGAGGAUCCACACAGGAGAGAGACCCUAUGAAUGCAGUGAGUGCGGGAAAAGUUUCACUGACAUCUCCUCCCAUAUCUCUCAUCAGAGAGUUCACACGGGAGAGAAACCCUAUGAAUGCUGUGAGUGUGGGAAAAGCUUCUCUCAGAGCUCAACCCUUAUUACACAUCACAGAAUCCAUACACAACAGAGACCCUAUGAAUGCUGUGAGUGUGGGAAAAGCUUCACUCAAAGCUCAGGCCUUAUCUAUCAUCAGAGAAUCCAUAGAGGAGAUAAAUUUCAUAAAAACCUUCUCUAGAGCUGUUAGAAGAUUUUUUUUCUUUAAUUCUUUUGACAGUUCCCAGGUAGUGACCAUUAAGGCUGUUUGCAUCUUUUGCACACUGUAGUCCCUCAGCUCCCACACAUGAGUUGCCCACUUUUGAAGGCUGCCCUUCUUUGGGGUGGAUCCUGUGGUCCUUUCUAUCAACUUCAUUGUCCUGUGCGUCAUGGGAGUGUGUGUCCUUUCUACCAGGAAUGUCCAUCACCCCAGGUGGGGGAGAAAGGGGGUGUCUUUAACCAGCUACAUUGAGAUAAAAUCUACCUGGGCCUCAUCUCUGUGGUUUCCAUGGAGUUAGCUAGCUUGAGUUUGCUUUCCUGAUGUAAAAAGACAGCUAUUCUUGCACUAAAGACAUGGGCCAUGGAAAGUGGAUGAGGUUAUCUAGCACAGUUCCUCCUGAUCUGACCUAACCACCACCACAUUUCCUCAUCUACACCGACCUGGAGAUUCACACUAAUACUCUUCCUCCAGUGGAAAGUUAUUGUUCAAGUCGUCAAGUUCCUCUCUGAGGACAAAUUGUCUCAUUCCCAGUUCUCACAUUACCCAGGAUCGUGCAGAACAGUAGUUAUUUUGUUGACUAUUUUUCUCAUUUAAAAUAUAUUCAAAUGUAAUGAAGAGCUGGAGCAAUGUCAGGGAAAUAAGUGUCAUUUCAGGCUCUGUGACACUGGAAGGAGUUGGGGUGACUCAGAGAUUCCCUCCUUCACACCAGAACUGUUACCUUGUGUCUGAGCCAUGCAGAGUUCACCCCCUUCAUAUUCCUUCACUUCCCAAAGUGUCCGGUGAGGUCGUGUUCUUGGCUGUCCGUGCUUGGAAAUGGUGUGUGGAUGUCUUUGCAGAUACUUUAAGGCUCCCGUCUGUAUGUUCUGGGGACAGUUGCUCACCUUCAGUGGAACGUUCCUGAAAUUGGCCUCCAUCACCCUGUGGUACAUUGAUCUCCAUGCGGACAGGGCCAAAGGGAGGGCUUGCUGCUGUGGCCACUUUGGCUGUGAGGGAGGCCACUGCUCUGGCUUAAACCAUCCUGCGAGCACCUUCCACCUAGCCACCCAAUGAAAAGCCCUGGCUGGGAUGAGUUAGUUGGUGUUGGUCCUGCUUUGAACAGGGGGACAAGGGACAUGGGUUCCAAAACCCAGUGAAAAAAGAGAGGCUGGAGACAAAUAUUUGUAUUUGAGGGUAUGAUCCCCUUUGAGGGCUUGAAAUACCAAUUGUAUCUUCUUCUUUCUCUACUGUGGAUGCUAUUAAGAGUCUAGUUACAGACUGCUCAGCUGAAUUCACUUUGGGCUAAUGGUGUACUACCACUGAGUUUCCCUUACUACAAGCUGAAACCACUGAGUGCUGUGGGAGAAUGUGAAGAUAUAUUACUGGUAGAGCAGUUUGUGGAAUGACUGGAGUGGAGCAGUUCCUGGAGUGGCUUGGGGUGAAAGCUGCAGCAGAACCCCAUGGAGAGGCAGGGCAGUUGGUCUUGGACCACGUAAGGUACCUCUUAACACUGCUGUGUGCUCCGCCCCCAGGCUGGGAGGUAAAACUCUACAGAUAAACUUUUGAACUCGGGGCUGCACUGACUAGGGACAGAGACUUUUGGGUUGUUGGACUUUUGGGACUUUGGGUGAUUUUUGGGUUGCUGGUCUUAAGACCCUGAGGGGAAAAGGACACUGCCAAACUUACUUGGGGGGGGGGGGUCUUUUGCUCAUGGUUUGUGUUAUGAAUCCUGUUUGUGGUGUUUCCCCAA
This is a messenger RNA of Malaclemys terrapin pileata, 3210 nucleotides long. Its product is annotated as zinc finger protein 569-like. The record is from RefSeq and is a predicted model, not a curated record. The transcript has 4 exons. NCBI's taxonomy places the organism in Eukaryota, Metazoa, Chordata, Testudines, Emydidae. Bases 66 to 1466 code for a protein of 466 amino acids. Gene Ontology annotation, biological process: regulation of DNA-templated transcription.